This is a messenger RNA of Hemibagrus wyckioides, 3868 nucleotides long. RefSeq names its product septin 8a (gene septin8a). Gene Ontology annotation, cellular component: cell division site; microtubule cytoskeleton; septin ring. Gene Ontology annotation, molecular function: GTP binding; GTPase activity; molecular adaptor activity. Gene Ontology annotation, biological process: cytoskeleton-dependent cytokinesis. NCBI's taxonomy places the organism in Eukaryota, Metazoa, Chordata, Actinopteri, Siluriformes, Bagridae. The record is from RefSeq and is a predicted model, not a curated record. The coding region runs from base 128 to 1540 and encodes 470 amino acids. The transcript has 10 exons.
AGGAAGUGCGCAUGCGCGGUGGUGCUCGGGUAGUGACAGUGUGAGAGAGAGAGAAAGAGAGAGAGAAAGAGAGAGACUUCCUUUACGCCCAUCUCCGAUAUAACACCUUCUCUACACAUUCCUGAUCAUGGCUGCCGUAGAUGUAGACGUGUUUUCCGAUGAACAGAAGCGCAGUCUCAGUCUUGGAGGACAUGUUGGCUUCGACAGUCUGCCUGAUCAGCUGGUCAGCAAAUCCGUGUCUCAAGGUUUCUGCUUCAACAUCCUCUGUGUGGGGGAGACGGGCAUCGGCAAGUCCACGCUGAUGAACACGCUUUUCAACACCAUGUUCGAGAACGAAGAAGCCAGUCACUACCAGAACGGCGUCUACCUGCGGCCCAGAACCUACGACCUGCAGGAGAGCAACGUUCACCUCAAACUCACCAUCGUAGACACGGUCGGCUUCGGGGACCAGAUCAAUAAAGAGGAGAGUUACAAGCCCAUCGUUGAUUACAUCGACACACAGUUUGAAAACUACCUGCAGGAAGAGCUGAAGAUCAAGCGCUCGCUUUUUAACUACCACGACACGAGAAUCCACAUCUGCCUCUACUUCAUUGCUCCCACAGGCCACUCGCUCAAAUCUCUGGAUUUAGUCACAAUGAAGAAGCUGGACAGUAAGGUUAACAUAAUUCCCAUCAUCGCCAAAGCUGACACCAUUUCCAAGAGCGAGCUUCACAAGUUCAAGAUUAAGAUCAUGAGCGAGCUGGUGAGCAACGGAGUUCAGAUCUACCAGUUCCCCACGGAUGAUGAAGCGGUGUCAGAAAUCAACUCCUCGAUGAAUGCUCAUCUACCCUUCGCUGUAGUGGGCAGUGUUGAGGAGGUAAAAGUCGGGAAUAAGACGGUCAGAGCCAGACAGUAUCCCUGGGGGGUCGUCCAAGUGGAGAAUGAGAGUCACUGUGACUUUGUGAAGCUGAGGGAGAUGCUGAUUCGUGUGAAUAUGGAGGAUCUGAGGGAACAGACACACAGCCGUCACUAUGAACUCUACAGACGCUGCAAACUGGAGGAAAUGGGCUUCAAAGACACGGAUCCUGACAGCCAGCCGUUCAGUCUACAGGAGACCUAUGAGGCUAAGAGGAAAGAGUUCCUGGGUGAUCUGCAGCGUAAGGAGGAGGAGAUGAGGCAGAUGUUUGUUAAUAAAGUCAAGGAGACGGAGGCAGAGCUAAAGGAAAAGGAGCGAGAGCUUCAUGACAAGUUUGAGCAGCUGAAGCGCAUGCACCAGGAGGAGAAGAGGAAGGUGGAGGAGAAGAAGAGCUACCUGGAGGACGAGAUGAACACCUUCAACAGGAGGAAGGUGGCGGCUGAGACGAUGUCACUCUCACAGCCGCUCAAGAAGGACAAGGACAAGAAGAACAGUUCAGAGAAAAGUGAGAAUCAGGCUGCAGCUUGCUCCAACUCCAAGAUGAUGAUGACCAAAACCAGCGUGGAACCGCUGAAGUGUCAGAGCUGGUGGCAGUGCUGUACGUGUCUCGUCCACAACAACGCCUGGAAAGAAGGUUUCUUCUGAAUGAAGGCCACUGAACUGCGACCUCACGAGCCCAAACUGACAAACACAGAAACAGCCGCUGUCACGAACUCAGCAACAUGAAACAGAGAUGAAGCUCUUUCUGAUUCUCUUCUGCAUUUUCUCUCUGGUUACACCCACACCUCUAACACCCACACCUCCACCUACUUCUACACCCACACCUCCACCUACUUCUACACUCACACCUCCACACCCACAUCUCUACACCCACACCUCCACCUACUUCUACACCCACACCUCCACGCCCACAUCUUCACCUACUUCUACACUCACACCUCCACCUACUUCUACACCCUCACCUUCACCUACUUCUACACUCACACCCACACCUCCACCUCCACCUACCUCUACACCCACACGCCCACAGCCACACCUCUACACCUCCACCUCCACACCUUCACCUACCUCUACACCCACACGCCCACACCCACACCUCUACACCUCCACCUCCACACCUCCACCUACCUCUACACCUACACGCCCACACCCACACCUCUACACCCACAUGCCCACACCUCUACACCCACAUGCCCACACCCACACCUCUACACCCACAUGACCACACCUCUACACCCACAUGCCCACACCCACACCUCUACACCCACACAUCUACACCCACAUGCCCACACCUCUACGCCCACACCUACACCCACACCUCUACACCCACAUGCCCACACCCACACCUCUACACCCACACCUCUACACCCACACGCCCACACCCACACCUCUACACCCACACCUACACCCACGCCUCUACACCCACACCUCCAUCUACUUCUACACCCACACCUCCACCUCUACACCCACACCUUCACCUAUUUCUACACCCACAUGGGCAUUGAACCUGAUUUCUAAAAUGUUUAGUGCUCCUUCAUCUCUCCAUGCUGUAAAAAGCCAAUCAGAGCUUACAGCUCAACUCCAGUUUCCUGUUUGAUGUGUAGAUCAGUAUACAGUUUUUGUUUUUCUUUCUCACACUCACACACACAUAAUUUAUAUCUUAAGCUCCUUAAGAGGGGUAAAAAAAAAACAGGAAUGUUAUGUGUUUACAGGUAAUAAUGACUUUCUGAGGACAGAUCAGUAUUUUUUCUUUGAGAUAUUUUUCAAUGGUUUUUUUUUUCCUUUCUUUUCUUUUCUUUUUUUUUUACUGGAUUGUAAUUUCAAAAGAUUGCAAAUGAUGGAAAUUUAUUUGAAAAAGACCUGAGGAAAUUUAUUUUUCUAUGCUACCAGAUAUUUUUUCAUUUCUUUAGCGAUUAUUAUUCAAAGUAUUACGCCGAGAGAAAACGAGAGAUACGAAUCUUAUUUAUUUAUUUAUUUAUUUAUUUAUUUGAAUUAUUUACGUUUCCUUUCAGUAUAUACAUUUUUGUAAGAUUCUCUCUAAACUGAAAAAAGUACUUUUAAUUUUUGUCUCUGUUCGUAAAAGCGAAUUUUUGGGACGUGAUUGUCUUUUUAAAAAAUGUGCCAAAGCAGCCCCACAGAGUGUUUAACAACAAUAACAUUAAUGAUGAGCUCAAAACUUCACCAAAUCGAAGCUAAAAGCUAACCAAGAGCCACGUGUCACAUCGCGUGAGAUUCUAAAUGGAACGUUUCCUUCUUUUCAGGACCGAUUUUUAUGAUGUUAUUGAUUAAAGCGCGAAGAUAGUUUGUGAGUAAAUGUAAAAUGAGUAAAGGUUCAUCAGUGACUCAAUGGUACAAACCGGAUCAGUGCCUUUGACCAGAUUUAUUCCACUGCACCAAGUGUUAGCCUGUUAGCCUUGUCGCUACUCGAUCUGUACCCGAAACAUGAUUUGUUCUGCGCAUGAGUGAAAUUGCUGCCAAUAACACAUUAGUCUCCUUGUCUGAAAAGAUUUACGGCAGUUUCGGGUAUUUAUAAUACCCUUAUUAUAAUACUACUGUUAAUAUAAUGUUAUAAUAUCAUGUUCCCGGUACGGAUCGUGUAGGGACAAGCCUGUUAGCAUGUGGCAGCAGAUCGUUCUUGGCUCAGGGCUAACUGACUUUAGCUCACUGCACAAUUUGAGGGACCAAGACACACCAUUUAGCAGGUUGUUCCAAUCCUGUUUAAAAGAGAGGUCACGUUUUCUCUUGUGGUUUUUUUUUUGUAAGCUUGUGUUUAGUGUUAAGGGAAAAUCUGAGGAGGAAAAUGACGUCAGCGUUUUGUUUCCCCUUUGUGAAUGAAGAGUACUGCGGUGGUGAUGUAAAGGUUUAUUUACAGCUUAGCAAAGACGAUCCCGCUCCAUCAGACGAUCCGCUCCUUCACUGCGGUCACCUGCGCUAAGAAACAACAAAUAAAGCGACUGCACUGCUGGAACUGUU